CCUUCAUCAUGCACUUUUUAUCAUUGGAAUGCUGUUGGCCAUAAAUUUGCAGCAAUUGCUAGAGGGAGUUCUAUCUAUGCACUAGUAAUUAUUGUAAGUUUGAACUUGAGAUGGACCAUGUCAAAACUAGUUGAGCAGGUACCUUGGGAGAUUAGAAAAAUGUUAAGGAAUCUAGAGACAUCUACGGUGUUCCUCUUUUUAUUUCAUAGAUCCAUCUAA
This is a messenger RNA of Suillus subalutaceus, 219 nucleotides long. RefSeq lists its product as uncharacterized. The annotation marks the transcript as partial. The record is from RefSeq and is a predicted model, not a curated record. Lineage: Eukaryota; Fungi; Basidiomycota; Agaricomycetes; Boletales; Suillaceae. The transcript has a single exon.